AUGGUAGUAGACCUGGAUGUUUUCUUCCGAGGACAUCCGCGCAUCUCACCGUUGGCGGCUGAGACGGCUGAGGUUCUGGACGAAGCCAAAAUCCCCUACGUGCUCUGGGGGUAUUUAGCUGUUGCGUUCGCGGGGGAGAACCUCCCUACGAAAGAGAUUGAAUUGGUUAUUCCAGACGAACACCUUCAAGCAGCAACUGAAACUCUCGCCCAAGCCGGGUAUCACGUCCACUUCCACACGGACGGCAUGGACGACUUCUUCGGCUUGUUAUCGCUAUUCAAGAAAUCCACCACCCUCUGGUGGCUGCCUGAGUUUCCGCAGGGCCUGGCCCCCGCGGAUGAUCCGCACUUCAUGCUAUCCACUGACCGUCGACUCCCAUCGCGGAUCUAUCGUGGGCCCUCGGGCCCCUGGACAGAGCUGUACCCCAUCAAGAUCAUGAACCCAGAUAUCCUGACUGAGGCGGUCAUUCUGCUGCUUCUCCGGGACUUAGACAAGCCGAAUGGGCUGGAUCUGGGUUGGAGAUUUCUAUUGACCCGGUUGAUGGAUACACUAGACAGGUCUCAUGCAGGAGCAGAAGUGCCCAAGACGCUGCGACCGCGGUUUCGCCCCUUCUGGGAGAGUUAUAAUCGGCGGGUUCAGAAUGGGAAUAGGAAUAUCUGGGAGCCGUUGAGGGUGCUUCAUCGGGAGAUGGUGGCGAAUGGUGAGUGA
Molecule: messenger RNA, 708 nt
Organism: Aspergillus wentii DTO 134E9
Lineage: Eukaryota; Fungi; Ascomycota; Eurotiomycetes; Eurotiales; Aspergillaceae
Exons: 3
Coding region: 1-708 (235 amino acids)
Source: RefSeq, a predicted model, not a curated record